This is a messenger RNA of Opisthorchis viverrini, 5472 nucleotides long. RefSeq lists its product as hypothetical. Bases 23 to 3463 code for a protein of 1146 amino acids. Gene Ontology annotation, molecular function: RNA polymerase II CTD heptapeptide repeat phosphatase activity. The transcript is spliced from 9 exons. The record is from RefSeq and is a predicted model, not a curated record. NCBI's taxonomy places the organism in Eukaryota, Metazoa, Platyhelminthes, Trematoda, Opisthorchiida, Opisthorchiidae.
GGGAGCGAUUCACGGAUUUCGUAUGGACCGAAAUUUUCGUCCAAGUUUCUCGGGUCAGUUUUGUUGUAGUCGCUCAGCGACUGCACUUCACCUGAAAGACACGAGCGAAGAAGAGUGUAAUACAGUUCUUUGUGUACUCUGCGCGAGGAUUCUCAUGAAAAAAGCGCCUAAUUGUGCUCUAAACUGGGUACCUGAUGGGUCGUGGACUACUGCCGGAGGAAGGGCUAUAAUUCUUACCAGUGUGCCAUGCAAGGUGAUGGAACACAUUCUGAAGCGAGCUGCCUUAGACCAUCUUACUUCCAGCAACCUGAUAUCUCCAGCUCAACACGGAUAUCUCCCAGACCGUCCUUGCGUGACAAACAUGCUCGUGUUUAUGGACAGCUUAACCCAAGCCAAGGACGGAGGACUCAUAUCGGAUGCCAUAUUUUUUGACUUCUCAAAAGCAUUUGAUAGGGUCCCAUACGUCCCGCUGCUCCACAAACUCCAGUCUUACGGGAUUCAAGGAAAGAUCCUUCGCUUGAUCAAGGCGUUCCUAUCAGACAGAUCAUUCCGAGUGAGAAUAAGUUCGACCUACUCUUCUCCACCGCCGGUCUCCAUUGGGGUUACUCAGGGCUCCGUCCUGGGACCAGUGCUAUUUCUGAUCUACGUCAACGACCACCCAGGUGUUCUUGCGGGUCCAUGUCUACUUCUUGCGGACGACUUGAAAUCCUGGAGUACCGAUGCCAGUGCCCUUCAAAUGGAUGUAGACGCUGCCAAGCGGUGGUCGUUGGACUGGCACUUUCCUCUGAAUGACGAAAAGUGCGUCCAUAUAUCGUUUGGAGGAGACUCGGCGAGUGCCUUUGUUAUGCACGGUGAGAAAGGACCAGAAAACAGCAUGAGGGUAGACGCCAAAAAGGAUUUUGGCAUCUGGGUCUCCUCAAACUUGUCCUUCUCGCUGCACCAAGGGAAAUCAGCCCAAAAGGUAUUCGCCAUUUUACGGAUGCUCCGACGCAUUUUCUCCCGUAUUACUCGCAUGGACUUUCAAAUAUUCUAUGGGGCCUAUGUCAGACUGCUCCUGGAAUACGCCAACCAAGUUGUCUACUCAGGACGCACGAAAGACCGCACCCUCAUCGAGCGUGUCCAGCGAGCCGCUACGAGAAUGGUUGCCGGCCUUAAAUCCGUGGACUACGAAACGCGUCCCGUGAUGCUUCAUCUCUUUCCCCUGGAGCACCGUCGCCUCCCAGGGGACCUAAUUCUUACUUAUGCCCUGUUUGAACAAAGCUUGGCAAACAGGUUCGACAUGUUUACGAUCUUAAAUUUUGUAGAUUUUUGUGAUGGGGAUCGAUCUGUUCCGGUUAGCUCACGCACAUCCCGUGGAAGCCUUUCAAUUGAAGAAUGCGAGAGGCUUGUUUUAUCCCCUCCACCUGUUCCUAUGGACCUGGACCUGGCUUGUGCAGCUAUUCACGCCGCCGCCCGUCGUUCGAACUCCAGCAGGACUCACUCAAUUAAAACCCAACCAGACGGUUACGGAGAUACUCACGGACAUCCGUCGGAACAAGACCUCUCCAAACCGCAAUUGGAACCGAUACCAUCCUACCCUCGCAAAACCCGACACAGACGACCAACUUUUAGUUGGCGCAGACUACUGUGUUGCUAUUCCUCUUACGUGGAUUCCCCAAAGGUGCCGGAGAGGCCGCAGCUGACAACCGUAGGUUCCUCCGUUGUCCCGAUACCUCACCCCCAAAAUGGCGAACCCGUGAAGAAGCUCCCGGAUGACAAUUCGACAGACCAAGCAUCUAAGGUCGCUCGAAAGUUCUGGAGUUCCCCUCGACGGAGUAAAGCAAUCACGAAUAAUUUAGUUUCAACGGCGCCUCUCCUAGUCUCCGAAGAAUCGCGCGUUCAUCCAUCGCCCAGUUCAAACUGCACCACAGGAUACCAUCGUGAUACUUCUGUCGCGUCGACCGCUCCAUCUUAUCAUGCAACCCUUCCUGGUUCGGUACUCAAUGCCAUAACAUCCAACCAUCAAGAGCCUUCCUAUCCUCAUCCAGUCCUAUGUACCGCAGAUACCAGUUCCACUUCUGUUGUCCCUUCCAGAGCUUCUGCACCCCCUUGUUCUUCAGCGAUGUACGUACCUCCGCCCAUAAAACCCCACUCUUCGUUUACCAUCACUUUUCCUCGAUUUCAUGCGUACAACCGACACUCGAUCGGCUCUUCAUCGAAACAGCCCCCGCCCACCACAGGGUACACCUCUCAUUUUCAGAUCCCCGUCUCUGGGAGCUCUGAAGUUAAUAAAGAUGCAUACGCUUCUGACGCAGUCCACUUGCGUGGUAAUUAUCCCGGCACCACCAACCUUUGGAAUAGUGGGGACGUUGUGGAUCACCAUGCGCCGACAAUAGAUUCGGAACUUCCUGACUACGGUCAAAGUGGGUCGGAUCAGAAUGGAGCUCAGGGUGAUUCUUCCUCCGAAAAUCUGGAAAUGCUCACUCCUGGUAUGGAUUUACUGGGCGAACCAACAUCCGACUGUGUGAACAAAAAGUGCCUCGUUCUAGAUCUUGAUGAAACUCUUGUCCACAGUUGGUUUAAGUAUGUGGAAAACGCAAACUUCAUAGUUCCGGUGGAGCUAGAUGGCGUGAAGCAUCAGAUUUUCGUUUGUAAACGGCCACAUUUGGAUGAAUUCCUACGUGAGAUUGGCCCGCUAUUCGAAUGUGUCAUGUUCACCGCCAGUCUAAGAAAAUACGCGGACCCGGUUUGUGACUUCAUCGAUGAGUCAUCACAUUUUCGGCAUCGAUUGUUUCGGGAGGCUUGUGUCUACCACCAGAACAAUUUGAUCAAGGACCUCAGUCGUCUCGGUCGAGAUGUGGACCAGGUUUGCAUAGUGGACAAUUCAGCCGUCUCGUUCCUCUUUCAGCCGAAUAAUGCUCUCCAUAUUGUCUCUUGGUUCGACGACCCAAAUGAUCAAGCCCUGCUCGGACUUAUUCCCUAUUUGAGGGGUCUGGCUAAGUCGGACACGGUAGUGGACUAUUUGCGUCAAUUCCAACCACCUCCAUCCGCCGUAGUUGCCCAUCCACCAACUCCAUCUUGUUUGUUGUUAUUCAAUACCGCAUACUCGAAUGACUCGGAGGACAACGAGGGCUCGGAUCAUCUGGAUGAGAUCGGUUAUGAGUAUUCAGACGAGGAAGCUGUUUUGUCACCACAUUUCCAUCCACCGUUGCCCGCAUCUUCCACAGCCUUGCUGCGCACAUACCUUACCCAGCUGGACGCGCAUUCCAACACGACUGUCCACCCGUCCUCUAUGCAGCAAUAUCCCCGAGGAAACUUUCCGUCUUCCGCAACAGCCAGCUCUAUUGCGGCGACAACCACCAGUUUUAUCCACCAAAUGGCCAGGCCUGAUCCCCAUUAUACUACUACUGGAAGCUCAGUGAGUCCGCUCAGUGUACCCGUGGAAGUAGUACAAGACUCCAGUUCUACCGGCUUGGGUGUUUGAUUAGGGCUGAGCACCAGAACACUACGGUCUGGACGUCCCCGGACCUGGGGAUUUCACAACAUACUGUUCCCCGUGUUCUCUGUUGGCGGGUGGUCAACUGGUCACGCAAUUGUCUCACCCCGAACGACAAGGGGACUAGCGCAUUCCAGCCAAUCAACAUUCUUCCAGAAACCGUCACUUGCAUCCUAACUGUGGAAUAUGGGUUUUGCAUCGUAUCCGUCCAUACCACAGCGGGACACGUCAACUAUCCUGCUACUCAACCGCUAGGUGAACGCAUCUGACAGCUGGGCAGUCUCAUCACUAACCUUACUAUGGCUGUGCAAAUUUCCUAGCUCUAUCAUUUUCAAUAACAUUUCAUUUACGUUGGUGAUAUCCCCUGUGGAUUCUUUCUUAUUAAUUUUCGAGGUUGUGUGAGUCUUUCCCCCUCCCACUCCCUGUUCCCUUUUUCUUACUGACCCACUCGUUGGCUUUCAAAUGUGUUCAUCUCCUGAUUAGCUCUUUUUUGGUAUGAUAGACUGGGCGUACUCCAGGUCAAACUUCGAGGAUUGCAACAAGUUUUCUGUCGCUUGAUCUAAGAUUCUGCACCCCCCCCCCCCUGUACCCUUUACACGCUCGAUGUUCUCAUCUGGUGGAUUUGUUGGAUGCCGACUGUGUGAAGCCUAAUGGAGAAAAUGCCCAGUCAGAGUUUCACAUGUGCAAAGUUAUCUCUGCCUUUGCCGCUGUGUACACACUAACAGGUCGUUUUCAACAGCUGCUCAACAUUGUUUACUCUGCAGUGUGAUCCGAUCAUCUCCACCUCGGUUUUCCUGUCUCUAUGUCGUACGUUUAUCUCUGAGCCACGUUGUAAAGUUGUUUCCACGUAUUCCAUUCUUGCAGGUAUCAUUCAAGUACCGUGUAUCCCAUCCACGGAUUCUUCUUGUCAGUAGCGUGUUGCACAUCAGAGGUACUUUUGUUUUAAUAGACUUGGUGAUGCCUUUUCUAUGCCCAUUGCUCACACACAGCUCUCGCUGAUAAUCUUGUGAUUCCUUCGUGAGUUUUAGACUAUUUCUGCGCGCAUGAACCACUUACGUCUUCCGGGAUGCGCCCCGUAGGCACCAUUAUAUCUCACUCUGUCCUCAAACAGUCCUAUUUUUUCGUCCCAUCCCUGAAAAAGCGCCUUCAUCCUACUUGUCUGAUAUGUUCGCAGCCCUAUAACAAUUUUCCGGUGCCAAUUGGUUUGUUAUUACUGGUGCCCCUGUCCACUUGUUUGCGAUAUGAUUUCGCCGACCCACCUCCGGCGUCGCUGGAUGUUCCAAAAACAUGUUGCGUUGUUUCUCUUCCUUCCCCUAAAUGACAGCCUUAUCGCCUUACUCAAACAUACUGCCUCGUAGCCUUGUUGCAAACCAGGGACUUCUCUCCUCUCGGUUAGUCUUUCACUCCGUGCCAAGAGUUUAUAUCCUCACUCUCUUCCACUGAUCGUUUUGUCAACAGUUGCUGUUAGCUCUUCCUAGGUUACCACAGAGGUGCGUGGAUUCCUUGUAGAUUACCGAUAAUAAUACUAAUAAUAACGAUAAUUCACCGGCAGAGAUUCUUUUUGGAAGAUUGCGCGGUUUCUCUUUUCUGGCUCUGUGACAGCUGCGAAACUCCCCAACUUGCCUCACAUACCCCCGUUCUGCUCCCCCAAUCUGCUGUGAACCAAGCACCCGACCACACUUUGGCCUGUCAGACUCACUGUAGUAUCUGCUCCACACACCCAUCCCGAAAUUGUGAAUAGUGUUUGAUCCUGUUCUCCCCGACCGCGUUAUUCCUUGGAUCCAAGCCUCAGAGCAGGGCUCAAACUGGUGUGUCCGGUUGCCAUCUUGGAUGAGUUCGGCAGUUUCAGUGCUCAGUGUGUCUUUGUCCUGUCCGUUGAUUAUUCUCUUUCAAACCGUCCAUACAUAUAUUCUUGCUAUUUGCUCACCUACUACUACCAUGGUUUCGACCGAACCGCUCAAAUUGAUACAUAGCCGUUUGUGCUUUAUUCGUGCUCA